Scleropages formosus (Asian bonytongue) is the source of this 4745-nucleotide messenger RNA. Its product is annotated as KIAA0319-like ortholog. Bases 629 to 3580 code for a protein of 983 amino acids. Gene Ontology annotation, biological process: neuron migration. Lineage: Eukaryota; Metazoa; Chordata; Actinopteri; Osteoglossiformes; Osteoglossidae. Gene Ontology annotation, cellular component: Golgi apparatus; membrane; cytoplasmic vesicle. The transcript has 22 exons. The record is from RefSeq and is a predicted model, not a curated record.
GGUUAAAGUGUAAGUCCCGUCAGACUGUGACCCAGAUAGUGAGUGUGGUGAGGGGGCAAAGCGUAGCGAGCCGGGCCGAGGCGGCAAACGGAGAACUUGUUAGCCCUCGGCAGGCGAGUCAGUCCUCGUUGGAAGUGUGACACGGGCAGAAACGGGCCGGGGGCGGCAGUCGAGGACUGGGAGACAGCCAGCAGCAGUCGCCGGCGGAACGAACAGCUGUGUGUUGUUGCAAUGUUGGAGAGAGAGGCUGACUGAGCCCGCGCUGUGCGAACACACACGGACACAGUGUGACAGCAACACAGAGACGCGAAAAGGCGGCGGUGACAGCAUCUACUACUACUAGCCGCGCGCGGCGUUCUCGCACACCUGAGCGACUCAGGAGCGGCGGUCACGUGCUCCUCGGGUACCUGUGGACACGCGACAGGACCCGCCCCCUCCACUCCACUCCAUUGGAGCGUCUCGUACUUUCAUUUUGCUGGAGGCGAACAGACCGGACAGAGGAGAAUCACACUGGGAGAGAGAGAAGCUCUGUGUGUGUGUGUGUGUGUGUGCGCGCGCCCGCUCGCGUGUUCGGAAUGCGGAUGUGAAGGAUGCCUCUCGUCCCACAGGACUUCAGCUUCAGCGGAACAUGACCGAUCCCCAGCGGAACCCGACUGGUCCGAGCGCACCUCACUCGCCGCACUUGGGCCGGCUUGUCCUGCUAUCGCUGAGCUGCGUUCUUUGCUUCCUCUCACCUGCCCAGGUGAAUGCCGGACUAUGCAGAGUGUCAGGUGGGGUGCUUGGGAUUCACUGGAGCAGUGUGAUCGGGCUGGGCUGGCGCCCCCUGGCGGAUGGGAGGAGUAGCACUCAGUGCUGGGAGGCUUGCUGCCUGGACCCUGCGUGCAGCGCCGUGUGGAGCCUGGGGAGGCGCUGCGUGCUUCUGAGUUGCUCUGACCCUCGGGGGUGCAGUGUCACUGCUCUCCCUGAGUCAGACCUGCCCUCCCAAGGGCUGCUGCAGCAGGUGGUGGAGAAGGGUCUGGUGAAGAGGAGAGUGCGUGCAGCAGGGGUGCAGGACCUGGAGAACACCACUACCCACCAGCCUGCAAGUGCUGCUCUGCCCAACUCUGACACCGCCAACCACUCCUCCUCAUGGACCACGGUCAGUGGUGCAACCCCCUCUCAAGCAGCUAACAGGACUCAUAGCCUGAUGACCAAUGGUAGCAAGGAGUUGUUGACCUCCCUUCCUGCUCAUCAGAACUCCACCCAGUUGGAAGAAACCUCAGCUAGUAAGACAUCCAACGGCAGCGUAGCAUUGCUAACCACAAUCCCCACUGUGGCUCCCACCUCUCCUACUGUGGCAAUGCGGGAGCUCGUAGUGUCGGCGGGCCAAAGUGUGGAGGUGACAUUGCCACGGAAUGAGGUGGAGCUCAAUGCCUACGUCCUGCCAGCACCUCCUGAAGGUCUGCAUUACACCUUUGAUUGGCGCUUGAAGACUCACCCCCAGGACUACAGCGGAGAGAUGGAGGGCAAGCACAGCAAGACCCUCAAACUGAGCAAGCUCACUGUCGGAUUUUAUGAGUUCGAAGUGCUGGUGGAUGGUGAGGGGGCACAUGGAGAAGGCUACGUUAAUGUGACUGUAAAACCAGAGCCACGGGUGAACAAGCGACCCGUCGCCGUGGUUUCCCCAAAGUUCCAGGAGAUCUCCUUGCCGACCAGCUCUACAGUGAUAGAUGGCAGCCAGAGUACAGAUGAUGACAAGAUUGUGUCGUGGCACUGGGAGGAGGUGAAGGGGCCGCUGAGGGAGGAGAAGGUCUCUGCUGACACGGUGCUCCUCACGCUCACCAACCUGGUCCCUGGAAACUAUACCUUCAGUCUGACGGUGACCGAUUCUGAUGGCGCCCAGAAUUCAACCCAGGCAACGCUUCUGGUGAACAAAGCCAUGGACUACCGUCCCGUGGCCAACGCCGGGCCCAACCAGGUCAUCACUCUGCCAAGGAACUCAAUCACUCUGUACGGCAACCAGAGCACCGAUGACCACGAGCCUCUGGCCUAUGAGUGGUCCCUCAGCCCUGAGAGCAAGGGAAAGGUGGUAGAGAUGCAGGGUGUGCGGACCCCCACCCUGCAGCUGUCCGCCAUGCAGGAGGGAGACUAUACUUUCCAGCUCACGGUCACCGACUCGGCUGGUCAGCAGGACACAGCGCAGGUCACGGUCAUUGUGCAGCCUGAGAACAACAAGCCCCCUGUGGCAGAUGCCGGGCCUGAGAAGGAGCUCACGCUGCCAGUUGACCGAACCACGCUAGACGGUACCAAGAGCAGUGAUGACCAGCGCAUCUCCACAUACCACUGGAGCCAGAGCAAGGGCCCAGAGGGUGUUAAAAUCGAGAAUGCGGACAGUGCAGUUGCCAUGGUGACGGGUUUGCGAAGCGGAGAAUACGAGUUCAGCUUGACGGUGACCGAUGAGAGGAAGCUACAGAGCACAGACACAGUGAGGGUCAUCGUCAAAGAGGAGGUGGACCAGGCUCCGGUGGCUCGAGUCGUGUCCAGCCCGCCCAUCUCCCUCCCCAAUCGCACCGCUGUGCUGGAUGGCUCCCGCUCAACCGACGACAAGGGCCCCGUGAGCUACCUGUGGACCCGUGAUGAGAGCAGCCCUGCCGCUGGGGAUGUGCUGAACAACUCCGACCACCAGGCGGUGCUGCUGCUCAGUAACCUGGUGCCGGGGAAGUACAGCUUCACACUCACGGUGGUGGACAGCAAAGGCCAGAGCAAUUCCGACAGGGGGAGCGUGGAGGUGCGGCCAGAUGCAUUUGAGCGAGACCUGGUGGAGCUCAUCCUGGAGGUGGCGGUGUCACAGGUGUCCCACCGCCAGAGGGACAUGCUGCUCCGACAAGUGGGCGUCCUUCUCGGCGUGCUUGACAGCGACAUCACUGUCCGGGAGGUCAGCGCCUUCAACGAACACAGCACCCGUAUCGUGUUUCUGGUAUCUGGGGGUCCAGGGCGCCCCCCUCUGCCUGGGCACAGUGUUGCUGUGGAGCUGCGCAACAAACUGCGCAAACAGAAGAACGACUUCCUUAUUUUUAAGGCCAGACGAGUGGACACUGUCAUCUGCCAGCUGAACUGCUCUAGUCACGGCGAGUGCGACUCGUUCACACGGCGCUGCGUCUGUCACCCCUUCUGGAUGGAGAACUUCCUCCGCGUGCAGCUGGGAGACGCCGAGAGCAACUGUGAGUGGAGCAUCCUUUAUGUAACUAUCACAUCCUUCACGAUUGUGGUUGCCGUGGCGAUGCUCGUCUGGGGGGUGGUGUGUUGCUGCCGCAGGCGUAAAAGUCGCAUGCGCAGAAAGAGCCGCUACAAGAUGCUGGAAGCCGAUGAGCAGGACAGCCUGGAACUGCAGGUUCCCCGAGCAAGCCGCCUCAAGCCCGUUCCCGCCCCCACCUCGUCCUCACUCAUGCGCUCUGACUCGGACCUGGACAGUGACGAUGGGCGUGAUGGCCCCCCCUGGACGGAGCGGGAGAGGGGUCAGCUACUGAGACCCCAGAACGGGGCCCUCCGCAACGGACAGGGUCCCCUGAGGCCCAAAAAGCAGAGGGAGGAGUUGCUAUAGCGACCAUGACGUGGGGAAUGGAGGGGUAGGGUUUGGCUGCCCCCCCCAACCCCGCCCGCCAUGCUGCUGGACUCGUGUCACAGGCAUGACACUCAGACACAUGAGCUGUAAAAGGAGGGGUUCUAACCCCUGCCACAGACCACUUCCUACUGCACCCCCACUGAGCCAAGAGAGACAUGGACCCCCCCCACCCACCCACCCAGGGGCUGGCAAAACCACUCCCUGGCCCUGUGAAUGUGCCACCUCUGCCCCACAAAUGUUGAGAAUGUACUUCCCCCUCCCGGUCCCCCACCCCUGAGCGUGCACCGGUCGGGCUCACCGUGAACCUUGGAGCCAGAAGACUCGACCUGUGUGUGUGUGUGUGUGUGUAUGUGUGUGUGUGUGUGUGUGUGUGUGUGUGUGUGUGUGUGUGUGUUUUUGAUGCAUUUUUCAGUUCAGCAUGUGCAUCAAUCAAGAGAGGCCGUGCAGCACUGUGUAUGUUGCCGUAGUAACAUGAGGACACAGGAAGUGUGCUUGGGCCUGAACUGGACAACACACUGGACACUUGGAAAUGGGACACUUGACGUGUCUUCGACCUGGAAGACCACUUUGUCUGUUGUCCUUUUAAACUGCGUUUUAUUCUCAUGCACUUUGUCACUGGUACCUGUUUGUCACCACACACACUACUGAGACUGACUGCUGCGGCGGCGACCCCUGCUGUCUGUGUCUCCAGGUUUACCAGGGUGCAACGCACAUGCCCAGCGCCUGCACGCUGUGUGUCGGCUCACUGUAGUGGUUUGUGGGCUAGCAUUAGCGUCACCUUUAGUGGGAGCAGUAGCAUCCCACCUCUUCCCCCUGCUGGCCGACACUAGUGCAAGAAAGUCUGUCUCUGCUGUUGACUGUGAUUUACUUCUUUCUGUACUACUUAAAGGGAUGGCCCUGACUGUAGAGCUAUACUUGACGCCUUUGUGGCCCUGUGGACCCCGGCUGGGCUCUGAGCUGCUCCCAUUUGUCCAUGUCCAUCUGUUGAUGGGGGUGGCAUGACCCAUGCAGUGCACUCCUUUUUCUGGCAUUCUGGGAAAUGGAGUCCAUUGGUGUGGCAGUCAAGGGAAGCAGUAAUAUGAAGGGAUUGUUUGUUUUGAUUGUUCACUUUUUGCUUUAGUUGAAGGAUUUUUUUUUUUUUUUU